AUGUUUUCCACGGCCCGCCGCCUCGUGCCCAUCGCCGACCGCGUCCUCGUGCGCAAGACCGCCGGCGGCAUCUUCCUGCCCGACGCGAACGCGCGGAAGAUGAACGAGGCCGAGGUCAUCGCCGUCGGCCCCGGCGCCAAGGACGACGCCGGCGCGCUCAUCCCCAUGGACGUCGCCGUCGGCGACGUCGUCCUCCUCCCGGAGUACGGCGCGACUCCCGUGACGAUCGGCGACGACGAGCUCCACCUCCUCAGAGGCUCGGACAUCCUCGGCAAGUUCGAGGGCUAG
Molecule: messenger RNA, 288 nt
Organism: Aureococcus anophagefferens
Lineage: Eukaryota; Pelagophyceae; Pelagomonadales; Pelagomonadaceae
Exons: 2
Coding region: 1-288 (95 amino acids)
Cellular component (GO): mitochondrial matrix
Molecular function (GO): protein folding chaperone; protein-folding chaperone binding; ATP binding
Source: RefSeq, a predicted model, not a curated record